AUGACGAUCGAGAGUCGGAAUGGCGAGGACGGGAAAAAGGAAUCGAAGACGCCCGCGGAUUCCUCGAUAUCGAUCGCGUCAACGGACGCGGAAACCGCGCACGAGUCUCCGGCGCUGCGCGGCACUCCGCCAAGCACGCCAAAAGAUGGCGCGAAUUUUGAAAAAGCGCUUCUGCAUUACGGCAGCCGUAAAGGUUUCGUCGUGGGUCUGUUCCUCCUGUGCGCUUCUCCGGGGAUUCUCAAUGGAUUUCACGUGAUGGUCUACGUCUUUUACGGGCACACGCCCAAGCACUGGUGCUCCGUAAGGAUCUUGGAAGAGGCCGGCUGGUCGGCGAGUGAAGUGCGGAACGUCUCGAGCCCGACGCCCGAUGAAUGGUCUAACUGCGCCUAUUACGUUCGGAAUUACGAAUUUCUGCGCGAUCUGGGCUACGAUGAGGCCAUGUUACGGAUUAAGCGCGAAAAGGAGCCGGAAAGGGUCCUCUGCAAAAGAUUCAACUACGAAAUGGAAGAGAGGGGCACCUCCGUCGUGGCGGAGUGGGAUCUCGUCUGCGAGCGACUUGCCUUGAAAGCCACGGUACAGACCGCCGUAUCCAUCGGCAAGUUCCUGGGAGCCUUCUGGUUCGGAUUUCUAGCCGACAAAUACGGCAGAAAGACCUCGUUUACCCUCGCUUCCUGUAUCUGUAUCAUCGCUGGACCCAUCGUGGCGUUUGCGAGCCUUUACUACAUCGUGGUCGUCGCCAGGGUUUGCCUCGGGGUCGCGGGUCUCGGACUCUUCGAGAGCGCUUUCUCGAUCGUCUCCGAAAUCUGCCCUCCGAAUCUACGCUCUACUCUGGGAGUCCUCUACAAUCAAAGUUACCCCCUGGGGAUUGUCGGAGUGGCCAUAAUUGGAUACUACGUGAGAGACUGGAGAAGAUUGCAGCUUUGCAUCUCUUUGCCGGCCCUACUUCUGGUCUUUCACAUAUUUCUGAUACCGGAGAGUCCGCGAUGGCUGUACUAUUCGGGCCGCAAGGCUCGCGCCUGGAAAAUCGUGGGUAAGAUUCGUAAAUUUCUUCCUGUACAACGAGUCUCUUCGACAUCGCUCCCGCAAACGGUCGUCGACGAGAAUGCGACGACGUCGGCCGACGUCAACGUGGACGAGGUCGAGAUAUCCAAUCGGACGGCUUUCGUGAUAAGCUGGUUUGAAAAACUCAAAGUGACCGUCUCCGACAAUUUAGCAUUCCUCGAGGACCGUCACUUCAGGCAAAGACUCUUCGUCUGCUGGGUUAUCUGGUGCUUCACCGCAAUGUCCUACUACUCUUUGACCAUCAAUGCGGAUCUUCUUCACACGGAUCCAUAUCUCUACAAUCAGAAGACCGCUCGACGUUGUUCCGAUUCUACCUUUCUUCCAGGACUAAUCGAGGCUAUCGGUUACAUCCUUGUGGUGCCCAUCCUCCGACUUGUAGGAAGGCGAGCGGCGGCCUCUACGCUCUUGCUCGUAGCUUCCGGAACUCUCUUCGUUCUCCUCGUUAUCCCACCCGACAUGACUAUUUGCACGCUAAUCACAGCUCUUGCUGGCCGGCUGUGCGUUAGCGGUGUCUUCAGCAUCGUGAUCAUCCACGCGUUCGAGCUGUUCCCAACGGUAACGAGGAAUACCGCGAUCGGCACCAGCUCAACCAUGGCGCAUUUCGGGAGCAUCUUCGCUCCCUAUCUUGUGGAUUUCUUUGUCAUUUAUGGAUGGUGGGUGCCAAGUACCAUUUGCGGACUUGCCCUCUUAAUAGCCGGUUUGGUCGCUCAAACCCUUCCCGAGACCAAGGACCUGCCUCUGUACAAUACGAUGCGGGACCUUACGACAAGGUGUCGUUCCAAUAGAAAAGAACGAGUCAACCUAGGAAACUGUUUGCCUUGUUACUUAUAUGCUUUAUAUAAAACGCGUAUCGACAUACCGUCGACUCAGCAGCGAUCCGUUUCUUCGGCCUCGUCAAAUGUAUACAUAUAAAUGAACGUUCCAAUGGAAAGAUCCGU
This is a messenger RNA of Orussus abietinus, 2000 nucleotides long. RefSeq names its product organic cation transporter protein. Gene Ontology annotation, biological process: transmembrane transport. Lineage: Eukaryota; Metazoa; Arthropoda; Insecta; Hymenoptera; Orussidae. Gene Ontology annotation, molecular function: transmembrane transporter activity. Bases 1 to 1974 code for a protein of 657 amino acids. Gene Ontology annotation, cellular component: membrane. The record is from RefSeq and is a predicted model, not a curated record. The transcript has 7 exons.